CAGAUAUUCAGUGUGGAGUUAGCAACCGAUGACGUUGUUGCGAUUUUGACCAAUGGAAUUUUCUGCACGUGACCUAUGCCUUUUACACCGGCACCGCACGCAAAAGCCAAAGAUCCAUCAUGUUUCGGAGCCUUUUUCCAACGGGUAAAGAAAGCCCAUUCGCCAGCCCUUUUCAUCAGUCGGCAGAAUGUGAAGGUGCUCAAAUCAACGAAAACCGAGUGAUCAAAGCUGCCUCUACAGAGGACACCAGCUGCGAAUUUGGUUCCGCUAAAUACUAUGCCCUCUGUGGAUUUGGUGGUAUUCUAAGUUGUGGUAUAACACACACAGCUGUCGUACCCCUGGAUCUUGUCAAAUGCAGAAUACAGGUCGACCCCGAAAAAUACAAAAGUAUUUUCCGUGGAUUCAAAAUCACAGUCGCUGAGGAGGGUUUUCGUGCCCUUGCCAAGGGAUGGGCGCCAACCUUCGUUGGUUACUCCAUGCAGGGUCUUGGUAAAUUUGGAUUCUAUGAAGUAUUCAAGAAUGUCUACAGUGGUAUGAUAGGGGAGGAAAUGUCUUACUCCUACCGAACAUCGCUGUAUUUAGCAGCCAGUGCAUCUGCAGAAUUUUUCGCCGAUAUUGCUCUUUGUCCGAUGGAGGCUGUAAAAGUAAGAGUGCAGACAAUGCCUGGGUUUGCAAAUACGCUGCGUGAAGGUUUCCCUAAAAUUCUCAAAAAUGAGGGAUUCAAUGGUUUCUACAAGGGUCUUGUUCCACUGUGGGCUCGACAGAUUCCCUACACAAUGAUGAAGUUUGCCUGCUUUGAGAGGACUGUAGAAGCGCUGUACAAAUAUGUGGUACCAAAGCCAAGGAGUGAUUGUUCAAAGGGAGAGCAGUUAGUUGUCACAUUUGCAGCCGGUUACAUUGCUGGUGUAUUUUGUGCCAUUGUCUCGCAUCCUGCUGACACAAUCGUAUCAAAAUUGAACCAGGCAAAAGGAAGCAACUUCAUGGAAGUCGCCAAGAAAUUAGGUUUCAUGGGUAUGUGGAAGGGUCUCGUUCCACGUAUCAUCAUGAUUGGUACACUGACAGCCCUACAGUGGUUCAUCUAUGACUCGGUCAAGGUCGUGUUCAGACUUCCACGCCCACCACCACCAGAGAUGCCAGAGAGCCUGAAGAAAAAGCUGGCUGCUCAGCAAUAACUAUGACAGAACUUAGGAGAUUUCUAUUUGACUAACCAAUUGUUGUUCUGGCAAGGACUAAUGCUAUCAUCGUUUUGGCGAGGACUAGUGCUAUCAUAGUUCACGUAAGGACUAGUGCUUGGUAUUCAAAAGAGAAGGAUGUAAUUUUCCACUUGUGACAUGUGAUAAUUCUGUUUGGAACAUUUUCAUUUGGCUUAUUCUCGAACAUUAUUCAUUUCCUCAUUUAUGAAUACAACAGAAAUGGACUUUGCUCUUUGAAAGUAACACGCUCAGAUCCCUCCGACAUCUAAAACAUUUCUGUAAUAACUUUUGUUUGCAGUGCACUUUGAUGCUUUGAUAGUUGCCUUGUUAAUAACAAUAUUAAAAUCGGGCAAAUAUUCUGUAACUUGCUUCCUUGCGCACUGUAUUUAGGCUAUUUAUUAUUGAAAUCAUUUCAUAAUGAGAACAAUGCAGAUGGUUUUCUAGGUUUUGAUUGUACAUGAAUGAAACCGAUAAAAUGAAGAACAUGGUUAACAUAUUUUCCUGUAACAUAGUGAGUGAUCAAACUUGAAAAAUGAAUAAAUCAGAAUUGUACAGUGA
Molecule: messenger RNA, 1751 nt
Organism: Lineus longissimus
Lineage: Eukaryota; Metazoa; Nemertea; Pilidiophora; Heteronemertea; Lineidae
Product: solute carrier family 25 member 3-like
Exons: 7
Coding region: 120-1172 (350 amino acids)
Biological process (GO): mitochondrial phosphate ion transmembrane transport
Cellular component (GO): mitochondrial inner membrane
Molecular function (GO): phosphate transmembrane transporter activity
Source: RefSeq, a predicted model, not a curated record